Nanorana parkeri is the source of this 1044-nucleotide messenger RNA. Its product is annotated as solute carrier organic anion transporter family member 2B1-like. The coding region runs from base 1 to 1044 and encodes 347 amino acids. Gene Ontology annotation, cellular component: membrane. NCBI's taxonomy places the organism in Eukaryota, Metazoa, Chordata, Amphibia, Anura, Dicroglossidae. The record is from RefSeq and is a predicted model, not a curated record. Gene Ontology annotation, biological process: bile acid and bile salt transport; sodium-independent organic anion transport; transmembrane transport. The transcript is spliced from 7 exons. Gene Ontology annotation, molecular function: protein binding; bile acid transmembrane transporter activity.
AUGAGGCAGAGAACGGGGGCAGCAGUGACAGAGAACGGGGACGAUUCUCUGAAAACUAUCCAGGGCUGGAACUACUGGCGGGGGGAGGAGGUGGAGGAGCCCGGGGCUGGGGCCCUGCACCGACGGUCCAAUGAAGGAGGAGGCUGUUGUUUGAAGAAGCCCACUGCUGCAGGUUCUGUGAACAUCCCGGGAGCCAUGGCCGGCAUCGUUGUGGGUGGAGUGAUCAUGAAGAGGUUCCAGCUAUCGCCCAGGCAGUGCGGAGCAAUGUGCGUCAUGGGCUUGUCGUGCUGCAUCCUGGCCGCUCUGCCGCUGCUCUUCCUCGGGUGUUCCACGCAGCAGUUUGCCAGUACGCACGCUGACCCGCAACUCAGUGGCGGAUUGUGGCACAAUGUAAGUGAAUGCAGCAGCCAUUGUGGAUGUCCCGAGGCAGCGUUCAACCCCAUCUGCGGCUCCGACGGCAUCGAGUACAUCUCCCCCUGCUACGCCGGCUGCGAAGUCGUCAACUUUGAUUAUCGGGAGAAUAAAGUGAUGAAUUACACAACGUGUCGCUGUAUCACCGCGGAGGGUUCUGGGGGAACUGCGACUCCGGGGACAUGUGGGACCGGAUGCCACAACCUCUUCCUGCCAUUCAUGGUGUUCUCCUUUCUAGCCGGAGCCCUCGCCAGCCUUGCCCAGACACCGUCCUUCAUGCUCAUACUCAGGAGUGUGAACCCGGAAGACAAGUCUCUGGCCAUCGGAAUACAGUUCAUGCUUUUAAGAGUUUUAGCCUGGCUGCCGGGCCCCGUGAUGUAUGGCAGAAUGAUUGACAGCACCUGCAUCCAAUGGGGGAAGAAGUGCGGUUCAAAGGCAGCCUGUCAGUACUACAAUAACGAUCUGCUGAGACAAAGGUACAUUGGACUCCAGCUUCUCUUUGAGAUCUUAGCUUUGAUCUUCUUCAUCGCCGCUUUCUUUGUAAUACGUCACAAAGACAACGUCCACCAAGAAGCAGAAAAGGACCCGGAAAUCCACAAGCUGAAUGAGAAACAGGCAACUGUAAAAAUCUAA